ACGUCAUUUAAUCUUAGGCUCACUUACUUUGGGUCGGAGGGGAUCCGCUUCCACUCUCCCUCAAUCACUCACUCUGGUUGCUUCCAGACUUGCCAUUAAAAGUUGGUUCCUCUACGGUCCUCUCUUGCAAUUAGUUCGCCAUCUUCAGGACCAGAGUAGGCCUCCACUUCCAAGAUGUCGGAUCUUCAAACCCCACUGCGUCCAAGGAGGAAGACGGCUGUGGUGGACUUUCUUGUUCAAUUCCGAUGGAUUGUUGUUAUCUUUGUUGUGCUCCCCAUCUCCUUCACUAUGUACUUUCUCACAUACCUCGGGGAUAUAAGAUCUGAGAUGAAGUCCUACAAGAGGCGUCAAAAGGAACAUGAUGAAAAUGUUCAGAAGGUCGUAAAACGGCUCAAAGACAGGAACCCAUCAAAGGAUGGGCUUGUUUGCACAGCACGAAAACCAUGGAUAGCUGUUGGAAUGAGGAAUGUUGACUACAAGCGGGCUCGUCAUUUUGAGGUUGAUUUGUCUGCAUUCCGAAAUGUCCUUGAAAUUGAUCAAGAGAGAAUGAUUGCAAAAGUUGAGCCCUUAGUCAACAUGGGGCAGAUAACCAGGGUAACUGUUCCAUUGAAUCUCGCCCUUGCCGUGGUUGCUGAGUUUGAUGAUCUUACCGUUGGUGGUCUCAUUAAUGGCUAUGGAAUUGAAGGAAGCUCUCACAUCUAUGGACUUUUCUCUGAUACAGUUGUGGCCUAUGAGAUUGUUCUUGCAGAUGGCCGAGUUGUCAGAGCCACCAGGGAUAAUGAGUACUCUGAUCUUUUCUAUGCUAUUCCAUGGUCUCAGGGAACAUUGGGGCUUCUUGUCUCUGCUGAGAUCAAGCUGAUACCCAUCAAGGAAUACAUGAGGCUGACAUACAAACCUGUGGUGGGAAAUCUGAAAGAGAUUGCACAGGCAUACAGUGAUUCUUUUGCUCCGAGAGAUGGAGAUCAGGACAACCCCGAAAAGGUUCCAGACUUUGUUGAAACCAUGAUUUAUACUCCAACGGAAGCUGUGUGCAUGACGGGUAGAUAUGCUUCAAAAGAAGAAGCAAAGAAGAAGGGGAAUGUGAUUAACGAAGUUGGGUGGUGGUUUAAACCCUGGUUCUAUCAGCAUGCCGAGAAAGCACUAAAGAAAGGGGAGUUUGUAGAAUACAUCCCGACAAGGGACUACUACCACAGGCACACUCGGAGUAUUUAUUGGGAGGGAAAGCUUAUCCUUCCAUUUGCUGAUCAGUGGUGGUUCAGAUUUUUGUUGGGCUGGAUGAUGCCACCCAAGAUUUCUCUGCUCAAGGCUACUCAAGGUGAAGCCAUUAGAAACUACUACCACGACAAUCACGUCAUUCAAGACAUGCUUGUUCCUCUUUACAAGGUUGGGGAUGCUUUAGAAUGGGUUCACCAUGAGAUGGAGGUGUACCCCAUCUGGCUCUGCCCUCACAGAAUGUACAAGAAUCCCAUCAAGACAAUGAUAUACACCGAACCAGGCUUUGAGCAACACCGCAGGCAGGGAGACACGCAUUACUCUCAGAUGUACACAGAUGUUGGUGUCUACUAUGCACCGGGCCCCGUCCUGAGGGGUGAGGUUUUUGAUGGUGCAGAAGCAGUUCGACGGAUGGAGAAUUGGCUGAUUGAGAAUCAUGGUUUCCAGCCUCAGUAUGCUGUGUCCGAGCUGAACGAGAAGAACUUCUGGAGGAUGUUUGAUGCAGGGCAUUACGAGAACUGCAGGAGGAAGUAUGGUGCUGUGGGAACAUUCAUGAGUGUGUACUACAAGUCCAAGAAGGGAAGGAAGACCGAGAAGGAGGUGCAGGAAGCCGAGCAAGCCAUCCUUGAGACUCCUAUCGCCGAGGUUGAUGAGCCAGUGGACUACUGAUUUUGAUUUUUUAGCUGGGGAUUCUGUUAGGACUUGUUGCUUUUCCUUUCGCCCUUGAUUUCUAGUCAGUCUGAUCUGAGUAGUUUCUUUCAUGUGAUGCUGCUUUAGCUCUGAUGUUCGAGUGUUUUUCGUAUGGAUUACGGGACUUUGGGUGUUUUUAUUGACUUGAGACUCGCGGGAUGUUUCUAUUGACUUGAAGACUCACGUUACCUUUAAUGAUGUUGCGUCGUCUUUUCGUUCUAA
Messenger RNA from Malus domestica (apple), 2124 nucleotides. RefSeq names its product delta(24)-sterol reductase. NCBI's taxonomy places the organism in Eukaryota, Viridiplantae, Streptophyta, Magnoliopsida, Rosales, Rosaceae. Gene Ontology annotation, cellular component: membrane; cytoplasm. Gene Ontology annotation, biological process: steroid metabolic process. The record is from RefSeq and is a predicted model, not a curated record. Gene Ontology annotation, molecular function: FAD binding; oxidoreductase activity, acting on the CH-CH group of donors, NAD or NADP as acceptor.